This is a messenger RNA of Nomia melanderi (Alkali bee), 3150 nucleotides long. RefSeq lists its product as uncharacterized. Lineage: Eukaryota; Metazoa; Arthropoda; Insecta; Hymenoptera; Halictidae. The record is from RefSeq and is a predicted model, not a curated record.
GCGACUCUUCACCAAUAUAUAAAGGUAUCUUGAUCUUGAACGGACCUACAUCCCGACCAGAUAUCUUUCGAAGCGUCAGGCUAUGCGAAAAGGGGAUCCCCCAAUAAGUAAUGUUCAACCAUUUUUACGUAAAACAUAAAACCUCUAAAAUCAAAGAACUGAUCGCGAUUGUCACAGAAGACUUAAUUCUUCCGAGGAUCAAGAAAUACUAAAACCUUUCAACAAGAUCCGCAAACGCGGUUACAUAUUUGUAAGAAAUUUUGGAAUUGCUAACUGAAAGUCGGUAAGAUGCGUAAUGCCAGUACGGAACAGAUACUGAAGGACGAGGAAUGCUUCGAGAUAAUCCGGAAGAAGCUGCACAAAGAGUCGAUGGAGGACUUCUCGCUUAUCACGUACGAGAUGGUACCGAUAGAUGAGGUGAACGGCUUCAUGGGCCAGUAUUUCACGUUGAAGGCUACAGUGGCAUGCCCGCAAUCGCCCCUCGAGACCAGGAGCAUUAACUUCUUCACGAAGCUGCCGCCGCCGUUGUCCAGCCCUCAAUACGACUUCAUGUGCGAGUACGGCAGCUUCAAAAAAGAGGUAGCUUUGUACACUACGGUUUUCCCAGAAAUGCUGGACCCGCUGGAGGAGAGAUGCAUCCCGGAGUGUUUCCUCGGGUUGGAGAACGACGUGAUCGUGCUAGAGGACAUGGUCCACAGCGGCUACGAGAUGACCGACAAAUUAAAACCGUUCGAUUUCGAGCACUGCAAGAUCUUGAUGAAGACCCUGGCCAAAUUCCACGCGAAGUCUCUGAUAUUCGAGGAAGUGUACCAGAAGAACUUGCACGACGAGUUCUCUCAUUGUAUGCAGGAGACGCUUUGGCCUCUUAAGGAGGGCCGCGCGAAGGCGAUGUUCGACGCGGCCGUGAAGGGCACCGUUUCGGUGAUCGAACUAAUGACGGAGCUGGACGAGGAUCAGAGGAUCGCGUUUAAAUCGAAGAUGAUUGAUCUGUGCGCCGACCACGCCGGCAAAUUGCUGCCCUCCACGAAACACAAGAACGUACUCUGUCACGGGGACCUGUGGGCGAACAACAUUUUGUUCAAGUACGAUGCGGAGGAGAAACCCGUGGAAUGUUGCCUCAUCGAUUUUCAGCUCGCCAGAUACAACCCUCCAGCGCACGAUGUGCUUUGCUUCCUCCAAUUCACCACGACUCGAGAGCUUCGCGAAAAACACGGCGAAGAGUUGUUUAAAACUUAUCACGAAACAAUGGCGGUCACUCUAAAAGAAGCUAAUCUGGACAUUUCCACCGUACUGCCCUGGGAAGAGUUCAUGGAGUCCAUCAAUGAUUUGCGAGUUAUGUGCAUCACUCACGGUGUCUUGAACAUCCCCAUCAUGCUGUUGGAACCCUCCGCGGCUAGCAAGUAUUUCAGCCGCGAACCGGAACUGUUGGAAAGCGUUCUCUACGUGGACAGAACCCCGCUGAUUUGCGAGCAGAUGAGGGAUGUGCCGCAAUACAAAGAUAGGCUGGUGGACAGUCUAUUAGAAUUACAUGAUCGCGUAGCCGGCUAAAGAAGGUCCCGGCAAGCAGGUUGAAUCGAUACAACAUUAGGUCUUCGUUCCAGGAUAGGUAACAGAAUUACGUUCCACCAAUAACGGUUGCUGACUUGGAAAGUGAGCCGCCGUCACUGCCGAGAAGUAGUCGGGAUAGUCUCAGAUAUACAAUAUGAAGAACACAAUCAAUAAGAUUAAUCGAUCGGUUUCUAGCAGUCAAGAAGCAAUUUAGAAUUCUCUUUGUUACGUGAACGUACCCCAGUUGUCUGUUCAAUGCUAACUGCGGAGUAUUGUGUGUUGAAUAUUGAGUAGUGUACGGAUUUCAUGCAUUUAUAGUACUUUCGACGUUCAACUAAACGAUUUGAGAAAGUGUAGAUAUUGAUCUUCUUUGGAAUAUUGCAUUUCUGAUACACUAGAGAAUUAUGUUUUUCUUUAAUUGCUGAUUAACACUGCUGGAAAUAUGUUGAUCAUUAGAAGUCUACCUACUAAAGAAUUUUUGGUUGAUCACGAUUGAAGAUCGCCGAUUAAUCAUCAUUAUAUUGCAGAUUUUUCAUCUAUUGAAAUCAUUAGCACAGAAAAUGAAAUAUUGUUGCACUUCAAUUUUGAAGAUCUUUUGCUGUGAAGCUGUGAAUUUGAAUAAAAAUCUGCAGUAUGAUUGUCGCUAUAUAUUAUAUAAUCACGUCGAAUUUUAAUUAAGUUGAAUCGAUCGAUCGAAGAACACCUUCACUGAUUUUUAACAAGUUCAAUUCAUCAAUGGAAACAACAUUAAGAAAGAAAUUAGUUAAUUACAAGAAUUGGACCGUUUAUUUUGAAAGUGGUGUAGGUCCAUUUUCUCUUGUUUCGAGAAAAUUAAAGGUUAACAUAUCUGUUAAUUAAAAAAUUUAGGCAAAUUAUAUGAAGUCUGGCAAUGUUUCUACUGUUUUAUCAAUAUGUAAUUUGGUUAUAUAAAUUUGUUUUAGGCAUAUUUUAUUAAACUGAUGUAUACUUACGGGCUGCAACUGGACUUACACCACUUUCAAAAUUAGACAAUUAUAAAAAUCGUUUAAUUUCAAUUUUGAAAAAUCAAAUAUAACUUAAAAUAUACUUCAUAUUAAUCCAAUUUGUUUUAUAAAUAAUGACAGGAGAUAAAACAGAAGUAGUAUUUUUAAUUUUAGACGCUAAUUACAUUGUUAAAAUUAUAAGAUAUCGAUAGUAUUUACUUAUGCUCUGCAUGUGGCAGUGUUUCGAAAUAUGCACGAUGCACCGGAGGUAUAUAAGGUAAUAACUGCUUGAUGUCUUUAUAUUUUUCAUAAGUAAUAGGCCUGGCAUCUUGGUACAAAGGCACCAGGGCGAUUUUUUCAAAUUUUACCGGUCUUCUUUAUAGAAAAUAGUGUAUGGUGCACUUUUGAGAAACCUCAUCCAACAUAUUUGCAACCAAUUCACCUGUUCUUCAUUAGUGUUUUUUCUUAUCUGUUUUUUAAUUGCAUUUUGGAGAUUUUUUAUUGAAACGAAAUUCUCUCGUUUCGUUUCAUGUAAAAUGAAUUUAUCAUGUUUUCUACAUUGUGUUAUUACAUCAUAAUAAUUAUAAUAAUCUGCUGAGCCACCUACCUCUGUCAAUUGGACUUACACCACUUUCAUAAU